Molecule: messenger RNA, 253 nt
Organism: Pelobates cultripes (western spadefoot toad)
Lineage: Eukaryota; Metazoa; Chordata; Amphibia; Anura; Pelobatidae
Source: the annotation of a GenBank genome assembly
AUGCUUGACCCCAGAGGUACAUUGCGGAAUAGACCAACAAGCAGCCGACGCGGAGACCAAAUACUCCCCGCCACUCUGGUCUCCACAACUCACCCAGACAUCAGAAUCACAAGCUCCUUUGGUCCCAACGCAACUUGCCUGACCUGGAGAAUUCCAAAUCAUACAGCACGGUGUGCAAAACUGAAAAGCCCAAAACAAUGUGUCCCAGUUGAAAUCCUGGCUGGACUGUCUGAUGCCCUGGGCGCGGUGGAAA